Metarhizium brunneum ARSEF 3297 is the source of this 1512-nucleotide messenger RNA. RefSeq names its product Autophagy-related protein 17 (gene ATG17). Gene Ontology annotation, biological process: autophagosome assembly; autophagy of mitochondrion; autophagy of peroxisome. Gene Ontology annotation, cellular component: Atg1/ULK1 kinase complex; phagophore assembly site. Gene Ontology annotation, molecular function: molecular adaptor activity; protein kinase activator activity. Lineage: Eukaryota; Fungi; Ascomycota; Sordariomycetes; Hypocreales; Clavicipitaceae. The record is from RefSeq and is a predicted model, not a curated record.
AUGGCUGCCUCGCCGGCGGCCUCGUCUCGCCGCAGCGCGGCAUCAUCAUCGGCAUCUCUCAAGCGCUCCGAUGACCAUCAACCCAAGUCCCCGACCAUUUCCGUCGAUACCCUCGUAAACCAUUUACUCGUUGCCAAGCGCUCCUUGUCCUCCAUGAAUCAUGUGCUGCGUGCCAACGAGCUUGCGACCGAGGCGCGACACUCUCACGAGGAGAUGCUGCUGCUGGCGGCGCAAACCGCUUUCGUCUGCAACUAUCUUCGCGAUCAAAAUGCCAUCCUGGUGCGCAUCAGGAGAAGCCUUCAGACCACCUAUGAAUGGGGCAAACGAGACUUCAAGAAGCUUAUCAAGGCCAUGGAUGACGUUGACGGUGCCUUGACGGGUACCAUGGACAUGCUUCGAGACACACAUGUGCAGACCCUCCUACAACCAAGCGAUAGAGAACGGAAGAGUUUGUUAGAUUUUGUCGAUGAAUCUAGCGUCCAUGGCAUGCGAGAGGUCAUGAAGAAGAGCAUACAGGACUUGCAGACUAUCCAACAAUCAUUCGAUGGAGAUCUGCUCCGCCUCGAAACCGAUAUUCGAAAUCUAGGACAGCGCAUAAACGAAUCCUAUCCCCAGAAACCGGGCGAUGAUGCACAUCUUACUCCCAUGGUACUCCUGCAGAGUCUCGACGAUCACUCGUCAUCCAUGGCACAGCUGUUGGCGUCGCUAACUAAGCACUUUGACAUGUGCGUCACCGCGAUUCGCACAACCGAAGGUGCAGCGGCCCUCGCACGCAGGAAGGCUGCCGAGGUCACGCAGUCACAAAGCAGUGACGGAGUGUCGAUAUCUGGCGUCAUUGCCGAGCAAGAGUCGCACAUGUCUGACCUCGAACCCAAGACGGCAGAAGACCGAGCGGAAAUGCUCAAGGUAGUUGUACAAGACGCAGACGAGGUUGAAGACGUUGUACGAGAGAUUCAAGAGCGCCUCGCGGCCAUGGAGCAAGAAUACACUUCAUUACAAGAGCAUGUAGACCAUUCAAAGGAGUCUUAUUUUGGUAUAAUUUCAGCGUUUGCAUUAGUUGGACAGAUUGGCGAUCGCAUCGACGACUACGUCGCCGCAGAGGAAGAUUUCAGACUGCGGUGGGAGCUGGAGAAGGAAGCCGUUUUUGGAAAGGUCAGAGAGAUGAACGAAAUGAGAGAUUUCUACGAGGGGUAUGCAAGUGCCUACGGCAGUCUUGUCCUAGAAGUCGAAAGGCGGCGGGCCGUCGACGAGCGAGUCCAGGGCAUCUGGCGCAAGGCCCAGGACUCGGUGGACAAGAUACUCGAGGCGGACCGCGUGUCCAGAGAAGCCUUUCGACAGGAUGUUGGCGAGUAUCUGCCCGCCGACUUGUGGGCAGGCAUGCAGGGCCCUGCCCAGAAGUGGACAGUUGUUCGCAUCAAUGAUGAUGAUUCGGCGGCUGCCAGCAUGGUAGGCAGGCCUGAUUCGGGGCAAGGAUCGAGGAUGGCGAGCACUCCGCGACCGCCUGCGGACUAG